This is a messenger RNA of Raphanus sativus (radish), 2859 nucleotides long. RefSeq lists its product as uncharacterized. The transcript has a single exon. The record is from RefSeq and is a predicted model, not a curated record. NCBI's taxonomy places the organism in Eukaryota, Viridiplantae, Streptophyta, Magnoliopsida, Brassicales, Brassicaceae. Gene Ontology annotation, molecular function: nucleic acid binding; RNA-DNA hybrid ribonuclease activity. Bases 1 to 2859 code for a protein of 952 amino acids.
AUGAACCAGAAAUUAUUAAAAGUCCCUCAGGAUGAGGAGAUAAGAGAGGCCACUUUUGCUAUAAACCCGGAGAAGGCGCCAGGACCUGAUGGUAUGACAAGCCUCUUUUACCAACGAUUUUGGGCGACGGUUGGUAAAGAUGUGUGCGCCAUGGUACGAGAGUUCUUUAUCACUGGCGAGUUAGAUGAAAGAAUAAAUGCAACAAAUAUUUGCUUAAUUCCGAAGACGGAGCGACCAGCUAAGAUGUCAGAGUUCCGCCCCAUCAGCCUAUGUAACGUUGGAUAUAAAAUCAUAUCGAAGAUUCUCUCGACAAGACUCAAAAGAAUUCUCCCGAAGAUCAUCUCUGAAACGCAGUCUGCCUUCGUAUCUGGUCGGUUGAUCACUGAUAACAUCUUUGUAGCCCAGGAGAUGUUUCACGCCCUUAGAACGAACCAGAGCUGUAAAGGAAAGUACGUGGCGAUCAAGACCGACAUGAGCAAAGCUUAUGACCGGGUCGAAUGGAGCUUUAUGGAGGCACUGUUACUAAAAUUUGGGUUCGAUGCCCAUUGGGUUAAUCUGGUUAUGAAGUGUGUUUCGACAGUGUCAUAUCAGGUGCUAAUAAACGGAGAGGCUAGGGGAUAUAUCAAGCCAUCAAGGGGGCUUCGGCAGGGGGACCCCAUCUCGCCUUUCCUCUUCAUUCUAUGCACGGAAGUUUUGAUUUCCCACAUCCGACAAACGGAAGCAACGAAGAAAAUAUCCGGUAUGAAAAUCGCACGAGGAAGUCCAGCGAUAUCUCACCUUUUGUUCGCAGAUGACAGUCUGUUCUUUUGCAAAGCGGAGCAAUCCCAAUGUGAAGAAUUGGUUCGAAUCAUUGACGUCUAUGGGUCAGCCUCAGGACAACAACUGAAUAAAGAAAAAUCUUCAGUUCUGUUCGGUUCUAAGGUCAUAGCGUCCAUUAAAUCAGAUCUGAAAAGAUCACUUGGUAUUACCAAAGAAGGUGGGAUGGGCAUGUACUUGGGGAUGCCAGAGAAAAUUUGUGGAUCAAAAAAACAAGUUUUCUCUUUCGUGCAAGAUCGUAUGAACGGAAGAAUUAACUCAUGGUCAGGUCGAUUGUUAUCGAAAGGGGGCAAGGAGGUCCAGAUAAAAUCAGUAGCGCAGGCAAUACCAACAUAUGUGAUGUCAUGCUAUCAACUACCAUUGGAGAUUUGUAAUAAAUUAUCCGCCGCAGUGGCGCGUUUUUGGUGGGGAGUACGAAAUAAUAACCGAGGUCUCCAUUGGGUAGCCUGGGAUAAAAUUUGUGUCCCUUUGGACGAAGGAGGUUUGGGCUUCCGAAACUUUAGAGAUUUUAAUCUGGCUUUACUUGCUAAACAAGUAUGGCGACUCCUAACUAAGCCUCACUCCUUGUUGGCAAGAGUACUGAAAGGAAGAUACUACAAGCACUCGAACCCGAUCACUACGGGUAAGGCGAAUAACCCGUCCUUUGGAUGGAAGAGUCUAAUGGCGGCAAAACAGGUCCUAUCUGAUGGUCUACAGAGGAAAAUAGGGACAGGAGCGGAGACUUAUGUUUGGAAAGAUGUGUGGCUACCCACGAACCCACCUCGGCCAGCGAUCCCACGAGAUGGAAACACUGAAACUGGUCUAAUGGUUCACCAUCUUAUUGACUUUGAACGGAAGGAAUGGAACAUUGUUCUUGUGCAGGAACUAGUGGCAGCUGUCGAUGUCCCGAGAAUCUUAUCACUUAAAGUAAGCCGCACGGGUCGAAGAGAUGAUUAUACGUGGAGCCAUACGAACUCGGGGAACUACACCGUACGCUCAGGAUAUGAUGUCGCAGUAAAGCAGAGGAAGCAAGGCGAGAAUGAAGCCAUGAUGGAGCCAAGUAUUACGGAGAUAAAGAAAAAGAUAUGGAAGUUAAAAUGCCCGAGGAAGAUAAAACAUUUCUUGUGGAGUGCAGUGUCGGGUUACGUAGCAUCUGCGAGUAAGCUAAAGGAAAGACAUUGUGGUAAUGAUGCGGUGUGUCAAAGAUGCGGUACGGAGCAGGAAACUAUAAACCAUAUUAUUUUUGAAUGCCCUCCGGCCGUACAAUGCUGGGCACUGUCGUCAAUACCAUCCUCUCCGGGUAUAUUCCCGUGUUCAUCAAUCUAUACAAACAUGGAUACACUUAUCCAACUUGUAGCUAAUACAUCAAUGCAAGAUACACAAGUCUCUAUGUUUCCAUGGCUGAUUUGGUAUCUAUGGAAGGCGCGUAACGAGAAGUGCUUUAACGCAAAGGAUGUGGCGCCUUUAGAUACGCUCCAGCUUGCUAGUAGUGAAGCCCAAGCAUGGCGCAUAGCACAGAUCGUGGAGAUCAAUGCAGAGGAAGGCAAGCCAGCGGAAGACACAGGACUAAGCCUCAACCAUCGCGACACUGACUGCAAAUGGAUUUGCCAGGUUGACGCCUCCUGGAAGGAUGAAAACGAAGGAACAGGGCUCGGGUUUAUUCUUUUUGAAGAUCGACGUAUGAAGUUACUUGGCAUUAAGCACUAUGACAAGGUAGCUUCACCAAUCCAUGCUGAAGCUGAAGCCUUAAGCUGGGCCCUGAGAGAGACGCGGAAGAUAGGUGUUUGCGAAGUGAUUGUUGAAUCGGAUUGCCAGCAACUUGUACACCUCAUCAACAUGCCGCAAGAGUGGCCUGCGCUUGGCCCUGAGCUAGAUGAAAUCGAUUUCUUAUGCUCGGAAUUCUCUUCUAUCUCAACUGUUUUUAUCAAACGUUUAUUCAAUAGCCGUGCGGACUGUCUCUCUAAGGCAGGACGAUCACGAGCUCCAAACUUCUGUUACUUGGGUGAUAAGGCUCCUCCAUGGCUGGCUAAUGAAGCUAGCUUAUGUGAACCUUUAGUUUCUUAA